Lactuca virosa is the source of this 1753-nucleotide messenger RNA. The record is from the annotation of a GenBank genome assembly. Lineage: Eukaryota; Viridiplantae; Streptophyta; Magnoliopsida; Asterales; Asteraceae.
AUCCGAACGUUGAAUAACCCGUUGGAGAAAUCACACCCCAACAAGAAAAGCAACGGGAGACCGCAAAAGCAGUGCACGCAACUACGACACCGUUGCAGCCUUCGUUUUCAUAACCAGAAUCACAUGGAUAUUUUUUCUUCUUUCAAAUCAUCUUCUUCGCAUUUCGUUUUCGUUUGUUAUUGAUCUUCAUUUCAUAUCUCCUCCUUUCUCCAUACGAUUGGAAAUCCAAUUUUUGCCCAAAUCAACGACCAAUGUACCGAAUUCAGAUAUGGAGAAGGCUUCUAUUUUGUGUUUUUAGCAUGUAACAAACGACGAACAAGUCGUGUAUAUCUCUCUUUUUCCUCAGCAUUUCGAUAUGUCUAUAUCAGCAUUACGUCAGAAGCAUAAAUGGGAAGUGGAGAAACUGACACUUACAUCACAACCUUUCAAAACACUGAAGCUAUUCACUUUGUCUAUUCUUCAACACAUAAGCAGUUCGAUGGUAUACAUUUUGGCUCAUGGUUGCUUGCUUAUGCUUUUCGUAGCAGCCAUAGCAGGGGUUGGAGUGUUUCUUAUAACUGAUGAUGGUCCUCAUAGAAAGCAAGUUGAAGUGCUUGUUGAAUAUUCACGAUUUGGAUUGUGGUGGAUGGCUCUUGGUGUUGCGUCUUCUAUUGGUCUUGGAUCUGGUUUGCAUACUUUUGUCCUGUAUCUGGGUCCCCACAUUGCUUUCUUUACAAUGAAAGCAAUGCAAUGUGGUAGAGUCGAUAUCAAAAGUGCUCCAUAUGAUACAAUACAGUUUAAUAGAAGUCCAUCAUGGAUUAAAAAGGAUUGCUCAGAGUUUGGUCCCCCAUUGUUUUCAUCUCCAGUUGGUUCUCAUUCAGUUCCACUUUCUAGCAUUUUACCACAAGUUCAGAUUGAAUCUAUUCUUUGGGGUUUCGGAACUGCAAUUGGUGAACUCCCUCCAUAUUUCAUUUCAAGAGCAGCAAGUAUCUCGGGUGGUAAUGCAGAAGAAAUAGAAGAAAUCAAUAAUUCAACAGGAGACAAUAAUGGGCGUUCUACAAACAUGAAGCGGUGGUUCUUGUCACGUGCACAAUAUUUGAACUUCUUCACAAUUCUACUCCUUGCUUCGAUACCAAAUCCUCUAUUUGACCUUGCUGGCAUAAUGUGUGGUCAAUUUGGGAUUCCAUUUUGGGAGUUUUUUCUCGCAACAGUUAUUGGGAAGGCAAUCAUCAAAGCUCACAUACAGUCUUUCAUGGUAUCAGAGCUUACCAUGGACUCUGAAUCUUCCAUGACUACCGAUUCUGGUUCAUCCUCCAUGAUCAAAUCACAUUCUCUCCCAAUCUUCUAUAACCCUAACGCCAUCAUGGCUCAUACUCAUCUUACCAAAGAUAAUUAUGUAAACUGGAGUACACUUUUCAAAACUCUUCUUCGUGCUCACCAGCUAUUGUUUGUCAUUGAUCCUACCCCACCUCCUAAAAUCCUUGCCGAUGGCAAAAAUAACCCAGAUCAUGAAACAUGGCAUAAGGCUACAGAUUUGAUCUGUUGUUGGAUAAAAGGAACUGUUACCCCAGCAAUUCAACCGUACUUGAACUCAUGUGAUACAGCCCCAGCAGCGUGGAGUGUCUUGGCUAAACGAUUUGGCUCCACAUCAACAAUCCAAAUUGAAAACCUACAAGAUCGUCUUCACAAUCUCAAGAAACCAACGGACCUCUCUGUAUCAGACUAUCUUCUCCAAGCCAAAACCAUAUCUGACCGCUGCAAGAAAACCACUUGA